Molecule: messenger RNA, 426 nt
Organism: Glarea lozoyensis ATCC 20868
Lineage: Eukaryota; Fungi; Ascomycota; Leotiomycetes; Helotiales; Helotiaceae
Exons: 2
Coding region: 1-426 (141 amino acids)
Source: RefSeq, a predicted model, not a curated record
AUGGCAAAUUGUACACUCUACAACAACCCAACCACACAAACCGUCCACGGCCCUCCUACAUUCGGUCUCAACACCAAAGCCUGUGCCGUCGGCGUCUAUGAGAAUAAUACGCAGGUCCUGCAAACGUGUGCGGGGAACAAAACGGUGGGGUUGUUUGAUGGGGGGUGUUUUGCUUAUGUUAAUCUGACAUCUGUCAACGAUCCUCAAAUCCCAGAUUGUCUGGCCGCGGCAGGCGUUCCGUAUGCGUGUGAAGCGUUGACGCCGGGUCAGACUACGCCGGUUAGUUUGGUACCGACGGCGACGAGGACGGCGGCGGUGACGCCUACGAGUACGCCUGGGGCGGCGGCGAAGGGGGGAGUUUCGAAGGUUGGUUUGGUGGUUGGGGUUUUGGUGGGUGUUGGUGCUGUUUUUGGGUUGGGAUGCUGA